Messenger RNA from Diabrotica balteata, 1496 nucleotides. NCBI's taxonomy places the organism in Eukaryota, Metazoa, Arthropoda, Insecta, Coleoptera, Chrysomelidae. The record is from the annotation of a GenBank genome assembly.
GAGUAUGUCAAACUAGAAAUAAUCCUUUAUAAGAUAUGCCAGUUAUAAUAAAAAAAGAGAACCCUUCCAGCGAUAGCAGCAAGAAAGCCAUGGGCGAUGUAGAAGGAGCCAAAUCUGCUAUAAAAAGAUUUAUAGGAGAUGUUAGUAAGAGCUCUGCUAGUAAGCAAAUAAUCCUGGGGGCCUCCUCUGGAUGGGUAACAGGGUUCUUAUCUAUGAGAGUAGGAAAAACUGCUGCAAUGGCAUUAGGCGGAGGAAUCAUUCUUCUUCAAAUAGCUAAUGAAAAGGGUUACAUUAAAGUCAAUUGGGACAAAGUUAAUAGAAACAUAGAUCAAGUUGCAGAUAAAGUAGAAGAGCAACUUACUGGAGAAGCAGUAACUUGGAUGGAUAAGGGUGAACGAUUUGUUGAUAGAAAGUUAGACCAAGCAAAGGACGUUGUUAAAAAGGGACAGAAGAAAGCGAAGCGAUGGUACUCUGGUAACAAUUGCCAGCUGAAGGAAGUGCAUAUAUUUAUGAUAUCAUUUGUAGCAGGUGUAGCCAUAGGAAUAGGCACUUCUUAAACUUAAAAUAAUGUUAGACUUUUUUAGAUCUUAUUACAAGUGCUAUAAGCAAUAUAACAUUUAACAAACGCUUAAAAACAUAAAUAUCUCGAAUAAUUUCUAGUUUUCAACGUUUUAAGUAUUGUUUGAACAGUAUUUAACUGUAGUGAUAUCAAUUUUUAUUUACUAAUAUAGCGUAUUUGCCAAAAUAAAUAAAACCAAACCUAAAAAUUAUAUUAAUUACUUGCCAAUUAUUCACACUUACAGCCCUGUUGCCAUUAUUCCAGUACCAGUCCAGUCCAGCGAUCUAAAAAGCUCUUGAAACACUCAAGUGAAAAUCAAUAAGAAAGCAGUUCUCUGUUUUAAGUGACAAAAUGUAGAUUCUGAUCUUUGUUUAACUUUUUCGCCAUGAAUGCGACCAAAAAACUUAUCCACAUGAAAUAAUAGCAUGUGUUGACUGUAUAAAGUUUGUACCAGUACUGGAUAGACUGUCUACACGAUUCGAAUUGAACAGUAGAACGGGAUCCAGUACCUGUUUACAUUAUGCCAGUUGCUAAAAUACUGCAAACCGAGCAUAAAAUAAGAGUUUGGUGACUAUAUAAAUCAGCUGAGUGCCCUAUUCCGUUGAUAGCUGAUAGCCGAUAUGUUGGAUUGACCACAUGAGAUAACGAACUAAUAGGAAAGCGCCGGCUUUCUUGGAAGGAGCGUGGCUUACAACUCACCGACACACGUGCCAUCAAAGGAUGUGAAAAAAAUUACUAUUUGGUUUUUGGUAUUGUUUGUUUUGGCAUAUAGUGCACAUCAUUACUCGAAUUUUAUUUCGCAUCAUUUUUAAAGAGAACUAUGAUAUAUUUUCGUAGAACGUAUUCAUACAUUCUAAUAAUCUGAUAUGUAACUUACUUUAAUUUACUGGAGACAUAUUUAUAUUACCAAACCAUAAGCCAAUAAAUCAUACCCCAU